Messenger RNA from Thamnophis elegans (Western terrestrial garter snake), 2504 nucleotides. RefSeq names its product peroxisomal biogenesis factor 2 (gene PEX2). Gene Ontology annotation, molecular function: zinc ion binding. The coding region runs from base 1381 to 2289 and encodes 302 amino acids. The record is from RefSeq and is a predicted model, not a curated record. Gene Ontology annotation, biological process: protein import into peroxisome matrix. Gene Ontology annotation, cellular component: peroxisomal membrane. The transcript is spliced from 2 exons. Lineage: Eukaryota; Metazoa; Chordata; Lepidosauria; Squamata; Natricidae.
UAUAUUUGAAUUCGCUGGCAUAUUAUUUAUAGACAUUAACUUAUAAGUAGUCAAAUUUAGAACACCAAGAGGAACAGCUUGGUAUGUUGUUUAAGUUUUACAUUCUGAAGAUCUUUAGCUUGCAUAAGUAGCAUUGGACUGUGUGCCCCUCUGGUAUGAAAAUGUUGUUUGUUUUCUACUAAUUAUCCUGUGAAGAGUAGGCGUGAGAUGGCAAUGUCAUUGGAUUGGCAUAAAUUAGUUUAUUACAGCAGAAUUGCUGGGAGGGGUGGGAGGAAUGACACUCUGGAGAUUGCUUGAACUCAUACAUUUCUGCUGCCAAAGUUUACAGGCCUGUAAAUUUAAAUGUAGAAUUUUUGUAGGCAGGAUGCAUUGACAGAUAUGCUUAAUGGAAAUACAUCUAGUUCUGAGCCUCAGAACAGGUCAAUAAUAAUGCUUAUAUUGAUAGCAGCAAUGUAGGAGAUGUUAUUUGGUAUUAAAGCUAAAAUCCAUGUUAUCCCCUUAAUCAUAAUUACAUUAAUAUCGACAGGCCCUUGACAAUACCCACUUUAGUAUUGAUAGAUUUCUGUCAAUAAUGCAUUUCUAAAUAAAAUACAUUCAUUCAUAAUUUGUAUAAUACACAGUAAGCAAUAUUAACACAUAUCAGAAAAAUAUACCUAUUUAAUUAAUGAUACUCAAUAAUUUCUUGUCUUAGAAUGCAUUACUGGUCAAUAACAGUAGUUUAGUUUAGUAAAAAUAAAAAUACGAAUAAUAGCAUUUUUAAACGAAUUAAAUACAAAGUACCUGAGAAUUAAUAGAGCAGUGAAGAUGUCAGGCACAACUUGUGUAAAGUUAUGACCUAGGUAGGGCUGCAUAGCCUAGAAAUUCUCUGGUUAUAUAUUUAAUACAUUCUGAACAGGAAAAUUGCUAUAUAACCUCAUAACUGUCUGACAGUUAAUAUGACAACAUUUCACAGAAAAUACAAAUGCAAAUUUGAGUGAAAAUCCAUGCUGAUGCCACAUUUGGAGGCAUUUAAGAUGGUAGCCAUCUGUUGAAAACUGGAAGUGAGAAAGUCUACUCAGAAACAGUGUUGAUCAUGUAAACGCACCUUAGGCUAUGUGAAACAGGAGGGAUCAUAGAAGAUACAAGUAGCAGUACUGGUAUUCUCUCGUUUAGCAACUACAGUUGGGACCAGCAAUUUAGUUGUUAAGCAGAGUGGCCACUAAGAGAAACUGCAACUCGAUUUAUGAUCUUAUUUCAAAACUUUUCUUUGUUUUACAGAACUGUGAAGGUUGUAAAUAUAAGUAUUGAUCAAAAAGAUACAUUUUCAUCACUGUCGUAAUCCAAACAAUCACAAAACAAGGAAAGUCUAUAUAAAGAUGGUGUGAGGGCUCCGUGUUGACCAUGGCAUCGAAGGACAACAAUGUCAACAAAGUGAUUCCUGUCCUCAGAAUUAGUCAGCUGGAUGCACUUGAACUGAACAAAGCCUUGGAACAACUAGUUUGGUCCCAGUUCUCUUGCUGUUUUCAUGGAUUUAAACCUGGACUCUUGGCUCGUUUUGAACCAGAAAUUAAAGCAUCUCUCUGGCUUUUUUUGUGGAGAUUCACCAUCUGCUCCAAGAAUGCAACAGUGGGACAGGCUCUACUGAACAUUCAAUACACAAAUGAUUUAUCCCAAAUACAGAAAUACCAGACAUUGAGCAAGCAACAGAAAUUAUGGUAUCUUAUUUGUACUGUUGGCGGGAAAUGGCUGGAAGAAAGGUGUUAUGAUUUAUUUAGCAAACGUCCAUUGGAGUCAUUCCAAAGGACAAAAUAUUUUAUUAACUUAAUAGUGAAGCUUCUCAGACUCUGUGAGUUGCUAAACUUCCUAAUUUUUCUUCAUAAGGGAAAAUUUGCUACACUUACUGAGCGUAUUUUAGGAAUUAGAUCAGUGUUCUGCCAGCCACAGGGUGUCCGUCCAAUUGCUUUUGAAUACAUGAACCGAGAACUCUUGUGGCAUGGAUUUGCUGAGUUUCUGGUGUUCCUUUUGCCACUUAUUAACAUGCAGAAACUCAAACUCAAGAUUUCUUCUUGGUCUUUACCUGUUAGGAAAAACUUCAGUAAUGAAAGUAUGUCAGAAAUAAGUCACAAGGAAUGUUCUGUGUGCGGGGAAUGGCCUACUAUGCCUCAUACUAUUGGCUGCUCACAUGUUUUUUGUUACUAUUGUAUUAAAAGUUGCUUCUUAUCGGAUAUAUACUUUACCUGUCCUAAAUGUGGCACCGAGGUGCAAGAUCUCCAGCCGUUAAAAUAUAAGUUAGAAAUGAAAGAGAUAUAACUGACUUGAUGUUUUCCUCAAACCCAUAACGAAAUAUAAUUCAUAAAAAUAACAGAAAUAAUUUACAUGUACUGCAUAUUUUAGUUGGGUUCUUCCUCCCCCCCCCCCCAAUUGUCUUUCUAUAAUUCAUUCCUAUAUAGACUGCUUAAUUUAUUGUAAACAGGUGCUCUAAUUAUCAUGUACUCGAAACCCAAUAAACUGCUUUUUAAAAGAUA